Didymella exigua CBS 183.55 is the source of this 731-nucleotide messenger RNA. RefSeq lists its product as uncharacterized. The record is from RefSeq and is a predicted model, not a curated record. Bases 186 to 692 code for a protein of 168 amino acids. The transcript has a single exon. NCBI's taxonomy places the organism in Eukaryota, Fungi, Ascomycota, Dothideomycetes, Pleosporales, Didymellaceae.
UGUCGUUGUAUCGUUGGGAAGCACAGCGCUACCAGGAACGCAGCCCAUAGCAUACCCAGGCCGGCCAAUGACCAGUAGGCCUUGACGAAGAUUGGCUUGAGUGCCGGCAUAUCUGCGUACAGCGAAACGCGGUCCUGAGAUUAAGACUGCGGAGAAGGCCUGGACUGAAGGCUACUUGAACGUUAAUGCGACAUCUGCGCAGAUGGAUAGGAGGCGGCCUGAUGAAGCUGCAGGUGAUUCGAGAUAAGUUGGUGCUGUUUGAGACUAGCUCGAAUCGGAAGUCGCCGGUUGCUGAUGUAAAGAACUUGUGUAAAGUGGUUUACACCAACGUAAGCUACAGGCUUCUUUCACGAGCUAGUUUGACGUCUGAUCGGUUAUUUCGUGGACCUGGGAGAGACGAUAGUCUCGAAAGCUUCGUAGCUGGUGGUGAAACAGUCAAGUCACCUCAGCACUGUCACAUGGUAGUCGAUUUUACGUUUAGACUCAUUGUGAUUCGACUGGGCCGGCUGACACAGCCAAGUCCAGAGUACGAAUUGUCGUAUUCAAAAGGUGGCGAAGAUGAAAUGCCCAUCAACACUUGGACCGACCAUGUGGUUGAGGGUACAGGGCUGUUCUGCCCUGCCCUGCUUUAUGACAUUCUUGUCACUUUAAACUGCGUCCUCAACGCUAUAUGUACAUGCUCGCUGUUGUAAAACUGCAACGGUGUUGUACAUGUGUAGGCCAACCGAGGU